This is a messenger RNA of Aureobasidium melanogenum CBS 110374, 2838 nucleotides long. RefSeq lists its product as uncharacterized. The coding region runs from base 1 to 2838 and encodes 945 amino acids. Gene Ontology annotation, molecular function: DNA-binding transcription factor activity, RNA polymerase II-specific; RNA polymerase II cis-regulatory region sequence-specific DNA binding. Gene Ontology annotation, cellular component: transcription regulator complex. Gene Ontology annotation, biological process: regulation of transcription by RNA polymerase II. The record is from RefSeq and is a predicted model, not a curated record. NCBI's taxonomy places the organism in Eukaryota, Fungi, Ascomycota, Dothideomycetes, Dothideales, Saccotheciaceae. The transcript is spliced from 3 exons.
AUGGAAUCUUUUCGGCCGACUCCAGUCGUGCCAUCCAACGCUCCAUUGUGGUCUGAUAUCGAUCAGGAUUCACGCAUCCUCAAAGAGCAGUGUGGCAACAGACAACUCGGAUACCUCCAAACACAGAAUAAUCUGGAAUAUUACUCAAACCUCAACGAUGACUCUACAUGUGGAUCUGCUGGUGGACGCCCAGCGGCCUAUCAACCACUGCAAUAUGGUAGGCCACGACCAGGCAAGCUACAACACUCUUGGAUGGCAGGGCUAGCACAGAAAUACGAGCCAGGAUCUCAACACUUGCUCAACAAUGUCAAUCGUGGCAGAUUUCGUGGCUUGGGAAACAUGCCUACCGAUGAUCAGGAGAAGGAUCAAGAGGCAGAGAGAAAGGCCAGGCUGCUUGCAUCAAGAUUCUUACGGUGUGAUGGCUACAUCAAGUACCGAAAUCGCCAGCCUAAGGAAAAGAAGGGCAACAAGGAAGAUGCCAAAUGGCCCGAUCAUAUCGAGGAUGCUUUCAUCGUAGCUCUAUGCCGCCACCCUCCCUGUGGUCGUAAGAAGUCGAAAGCCCCAGGCGAACAGCACAACGACGAUGCGAAGGCGAUGGGAAGGAACGAGUUGAUCGCGGACUACAUUUUCCGUAACACUGGAGAUGUUCGCACUAGGAAGCAGGUGUCGAGCCACAUUCAGGUGCUCAAGCCGUUCGUGCAAAACGAGGCAAUCAUCAUGCGUUUCCUCGCUACGCCUGGCGAGAAAGAGUCCGCGGCUACGAAAGCUGCUCGGAAGAGAGCAUCGGUGUACAAUCCUGAUUCCCAAUCACGUAUGAGCUCUUUGAAUCAACAACGCAAUUACUCACUACAGACUGGAUUUGACUUGCAGCCUGAAGAGUUUUGCAUGUUUAUGCGUUCUUGUAAAGGUUCAGAAACACUGCACACAUACAGUGCCACCGAAAGCUUCGGCCCUAGCAGCUGCUUCGUACAGACUCAAGCAGAACUCUACGACUGCUUCCCUGGUCUCGCCAACGUCCCACUCGAGCGUUUCUCUAUGGGCAAGUUUCUCGCUUUGCAUGUGCCUAUUGUGCUGCACUCGAAGAACCUAGUUGGCGACAUAGAACUGGCUAUCCGUUGGGUUUUCAAAGCUCCUGCUCGUAACCCACCUGUCUCUGUCAGCAGUCGUACAAGAUUGUACCUCAAUGGUCGACCCAUGUACUGUGACAGAUUGGGCAAUCGUCAGUUCUACGACAACCAAAACUUCGAGGUGACCGAAGAAAUGCAUCAGGACUGGCUCAACUUUACCAAGGAAUACGACGCAGCUGAAGUCUCUGAAAACAACGAUGCACUCGACAUGAACUCGAAUGGCCAUUGCAGCUCGAGUGGUGGCAUGAUCCAGUAUUACGUUCCUUUCUCCAGCACAUUCUGGGCUCGCUAUCUUUAUCACGUCGUCUUGCUCCAACGACAGGCUACUGAUCUCGAAAAUCGUCCUUUGCAGCCAGAUGAGACUGCUGAAGAUCGCCACGACCAGCUCUCCAAGAAGUGUCUCGAGGUCUGUUCGGCUCUCAGCGAACUUACAGCUGUCCAAGAAAUCAUCGCAAGAACAGAGUUGGGCGAGCCUCGAGUGGUCUUGACUGUCCACUUCUCGUUCUCGCAUGCAGCGAGCAAGGAGGCUGCAGUGACGACGUGGCAGUAUCUAGACAUGGCAAGUGCGUUUGACGAUGCAAUGCCCAUGUCUGCAGGAGGCGUGAGUCAAGUCUCACAAUCUGCUAGUGACAGUCAGGAAAGUGCUCUCAGUGUUCAAGAUGCCUACACCGGAGGCAGUCACGACUAUGCGGGUUUCGAUCUUUCUGCUGUUAACAAUGAACAUCACUACCCUGAUCCGACCCUCAAGAAUACAAACGAGUUGGCCUCGCCCAUUGACUUACACGACACACAAGCAACUGCAGGUUACAGCACUUCAUGGCUCUUGCCCACUUCAACUUCUGACCUCGAUCACCUUGCUGCCACUGUACUUGAUCCGCUCCUGCCGCAUAGCAGUCAGUCAAAUCUCCAACAGCAUAACUUGCACGAUGUCAACUCCUUCGAUUUCAGUAAUGGCAAUAUCUCCAUCUCUCUCGACAGCUCGGCCUUGUCGCCUCAUCAACCUCUUCCUCAAUCGUCUGCUGCCUUCUCAUCUGCCAUUGACGCCUUGGACCUCGACCUCACAGCCACAGACCCAUUGCUGCUACAGCCAUCGCGCACUACAACACCAUGGCUAAUGAGUUCAAAUGCUACACCCACCGACUACGGCGCUCUGUUCAGCCAACCACACUCUCCCGCCAGCGCCGCUUUCCCUGACUAUUCGAACAGCAACGGAGCAGAGUUGGCCGAUCACCUCGCUGCCGCCGCCGGAGGACUUACCGACACUUUCGAUGUCAACUCCUUUUCACUGUCCGCUAAUCAAGCCUUCGCUGGUGCUGGCAAUGGAACUUCAGAUCUCGAUCCUACGUCUCGCCAACAGAGUUUCUCAGCCGUUCCUGAAGACACAGAGGCUGGUGGUGUUGCCCUCCACGACGACCACCACUUUUCACCAACCACACAUCAAGGGUUUGGAUAUAUGAAGGCGGACUUCCCUCAGCAGGAAAGCUUCGGACUCUCUCAACAGCAACAGGAGGAGUUUGAGCAAGGUCGUCAGGAUUCUUUUGCCACAAGUCAUACUGAGUCUUUUGUUGGUGGCACUGACACUCAUAAUUUCGCACACUCUUUUGAUGUGAGUGCUGAUACUGGCUUUGAUAUCAGUGACUUGAGGAGUGGAGCUCAGAGUCGGCCUCAUAGCCAGAACCACAGAGAGACUUGGGCAGGCGCUGGAUUCUAG